Cuscuta campestris is the source of this 909-nucleotide messenger RNA. The record is from the annotation of a GenBank genome assembly. NCBI's taxonomy places the organism in Eukaryota, Viridiplantae, Streptophyta, Magnoliopsida, Solanales, Convolvulaceae.
AGCCCAACAUGAUUAGGUUUAUGCCAUGCGCCGACACAAGAAAAAGAAAAUUGACAGAGGGGCCUAUCUCCUUGGACACGGUGAUGCAGGCAAUCCAGAAUUUGAGGCUAGAAUUACACGACACCAACAAAAUGCUUGAUGCAUUGGCUGCAAAGGUCAGCAACAAAAUAGCCGAUCCACAUGGUUAUCACAACCGACAUAUGGCUGACGCACGUUGGCAUCCACCCCCAUCAUGCACAACACACCGUUGUGAAAUACCAUAUCAGUUACCACAACGCCACAUUGAUCCGCCAUGCAUUAACACCAACGAACCCGACCCAGGAGUUGCAUCAUGGUUUCAUAAGGUUACGGGAUUUCGCCACAAUGCCUGGAUGUCAAUGAUUGACCAGGCAAAGGAAAGGUUUGUGCAGGAACCAACUAAAGCAAAUGAGUCGUUUGUAGCCAAGGAGGAAAUUGCUGUUGAUCGUGUUAGUGUUCUCAAUGAUAUUCUUGUUAUUACUAAUGUUAUUCCUGUAGACAAUGCUGACGAGGACGAACACCAACGCGACCAUUCUCUCACGACUAAAGUUUCCGGCGCCAAUGCAAUUUGUUUUGGAUGCACAGAAAAAUCUGGGAUGUUAGACAGUGAAGUUGUACUCCUUUAUAACUCUGGAGAUGUUACACGUGAUGGCAUAAUAUUUCCACUAUUGGUUGUCUGGCGCUUUGUGCUUGGUAUUGUGAAUGCUUUGGGCAUGUUUGGUUCUUUGGAUGCUCCAAUGAAUAAGGUGUUUGACCCCGGAGGAGGGACGAUGAAUGACACACUUUUUCCUCGUUCUUUGUUGAAUUUCCAACUUGAGGACAAGUUGGUUUUUGAGGCGGGGAGAGUGUUACGGGACUACAUUUAGUAUAUUUAGUAACUAUUAUUAUUGU